This is a messenger RNA of Porites evermanni, 420 nucleotides long. The record is from the annotation of a GenBank genome assembly. Lineage: Eukaryota; Metazoa; Cnidaria; Anthozoa; Scleractinia; Poritidae.
AUGAGUUUCUUUAAUCAGUCUCGAAAGCUCCCUUCACCGACAACAUCUAAAGAUCCUAGUCCUAAGGGAAGUCCAAAAGGCAGCCCUAUGAUUGCUACAAGAAAGAACCCGCGGGAAAGUUCUCAAAUACCCGUCAGGAAGAACUCGGGAUCCUCGAAACCUGCUCCUUUGCUAAGAAGCAGAUCGCGGGAAUUCAUGGACGCCGUGAAGAAAUUUGAGGGCGGAAAGCUUCCUGAAAAACUUUUGAAAACGGUAGACGAGGAAAAGAGGGCAGUAGAAAAUCAGCUGGCAGCUUGCGAGAACGAUUUAAUAGAGAUUAGAAAGUUCAUAGACAAAACAAAAGAAGAUUUUAAAGGAAUGCGGAGUCAAACAAAGAAGCUGCGAAGCAACCUUAGCGAGCUUCACAAUCUACACAGCUGA